CGCACUGGGCAGCAGCAGAGGAGGGCGGGUCACGCUGCGAGAAGGCAACUUCUCAUCAUCGCAAGGCAGUCGGACGUGUGGUGCAACCAUGGGUGUAUCUAAAUGGGCGCGAGCCGCAGCGCGGGGUUGCACAGCAGCCCACCAUGUGGCCUGGCAGCAGUGGAGCCGGGAAGCCACCCACGUGCCCUUCGGACGCGGGGCCCUGACCCGCAUGCCUGCAGGCUUCAGGGAGAUGGCAUCUGCGGCGGGGAAGAUCAAGGUUGAGAACCCGGUGGUGGACCUGGAUGGGGAUGAGAUGACCCGCGUGAUCUGGAACCAGAUCAAGGAGAAGCUCAUCUUCCCGUACGUCGACCUCAAGCUGGAGUAUUACGACCUGGGGCUGCCCAGCCGCGACGCCACCGACGACCAGAUCACCAUUGACGCCGCCAAUGCCAUCAAGAAGCACAGCGUGGGCAUCAAGUGCGCCACCAUCACCCCCGAUGAGGGGCGCGUCAAGGAGUUUGGCCUGAAGAAGAUGUGGCGCUCCCCCAACGGCACCAUCCGCAACAUCCUCAACGGCACCGUGUUCCGGGAGCCGAUUGUGAUCGACAACAUCCCGCGCCUGGUGCCGGGGUGGAAGAAGCCCAUCGUUGUGGGCAGGCACGCGUUUGGCGACCAGUACCGCGCCACCGACUUUGUGGUGGAUGGGCCCGGCAAGCUGGAGAUGAUCUUUACGCCGGAGGGAGGCGGCGCGCCCCAGCAGUUCACCAUCUACGACUUCAAGGGCAAGCGCGCCGCUGGCUUGAUCUGGGCGGGCGUGGCGCUGGGCAUGUACAACACAGAGGAGUCGAUCCGCGGCUUUGCAGAGUCGUGCUUCCAGUACGCGCUGUCCCGCAAGUGGCCGCUGUACCUGUCCACCAAGAACACGAUCCUGAAGAAAUACGAUGGGCGGUUCAUGCAGAUCUUUGACGAGAUCUACCACACCAAGUACCAGACGCAAUUUGAGAACCUGGGCAUCUGGUAUGAGCACCGCCUGAUUGACGACAUGGUGGCCCAGGGCCUCAAGUCCAGCGGCGGCUUUGUGUGGGCCUGCAAGAAUUACGACGGCGACGUGCAGAGCGACAUCGUGGCGCAGGGCUACGGCUCGCUAGGCCUCAUGACCUCGGUACUGGUCACACCCGACGGGCGCACCGUGGAGGCGGAGGCGGCGCACGGCACGGUGACGCGGCACUGGCGCGAGUACCAGAAAGGCAACCCCACCUCCACCAACCCCAUUGCCUCCAUCUUUGCCUGGACCCGCGGCCUGGCCCAUCGCGCCAAGCUGGACGGCAACGAGGAGCUGCUCAAGUUCUGCGGGGACAUGGAGGCGGCUGUGAUCAAGACUGUGGAGGCGGGGCACAUGACCAAGGACCUGGCCAUCUGCGUGCACGGCACCACCAAGGUCACUCCCGACCAGUACAUGUACACAGAGCCCUUCAUGGACAAAAUCAAGGAGACGUUUGACUCGCUGAGGGCCCAGGCAUGACCCAGAUGGAGCAUGUUGCUUUGCGGCAGAAGUGAACGAGGUUGGAGUGGAGGCGGGCUAUGAGCGGUGCAUGAGCGGCCGGUGCCACAGUGCCAACGGUCUAGUAAUUGCUGGUCGCAUUCUUUCCAACAGUGUAACGAGACGUGAGAC
This is a messenger RNA of Chlorella variabilis, 1654 nucleotides long. RefSeq lists its product as hypothetical. The coding region runs from base 89 to 1504 and encodes 471 amino acids. The record is from RefSeq and is a predicted model, not a curated record. Lineage: Eukaryota; Viridiplantae; Chlorophyta; Trebouxiophyceae; Chlorellales; Chlorellaceae. The transcript is spliced from 16 exons. Gene Ontology annotation, biological process: isocitrate metabolic process. Gene Ontology annotation, molecular function: magnesium ion binding; NAD binding; isocitrate dehydrogenase (NADP+) activity. Gene Ontology annotation, cellular component: mitochondrion.